Molecule: messenger RNA, 2469 nt
Organism: Chondrus crispus (carragheen)
Lineage: Eukaryota; Rhodophyta; Florideophyceae; Gigartinales; Gigartinaceae
Exons: 1
Coding region: 1-2469 (822 amino acids)
Biological process (GO): maturation of SSU-rRNA
Cellular component (GO): nucleolus
Molecular function (GO): protein binding; RNA binding
Source: RefSeq, a predicted model, not a curated record
AUGGACCUGUCUCUCCAUCAAGUUUCAAAACGAAAGCGCAUUCGUUCCGCACAAUGUUCUGGAGAGUAUGUUGUGAGCGUGAACCAGUCUUCCAGCGGCACGAACGUUGUAAGCGUAUCGAAGUGGACACAGGAGGGUGAAGGUACAGUUUUAGGCAGACCUAUACGUGAAUGGGAGGAGGCAGGUGGCGCGAAGUUGACUUCAUGCGCAGUCUUUGACUCUCGAAAAGGGCUGGUUUUUGCGGUACUCAAGGACAGACGAAGAUAUGUAACAUUGCAAGUGUCUGAUGAAAGAAGAGAGAAACUCGUGCAUGAAAACGGAAGGUUGUUGCAAUUGAACAAUACAGUUUUUUCAAUCUUGGUUGUUCCUGGUGUUGCUGCAGAAGACGAUGGGGACGUAAUAGUUGUGGUUUCGUCCACCGGUGAACUAGCUCUGCUUUGUGCAACUGGUCAUGAUGGAGAAAUCGAGAGUAGGACGCUUGACUCGCUUCUAGUUGACACUGUCAUUGCCGUUUCCCGUUCUGAAGACGGAUGUAUCUUUAUUGCAGGAACCAUGAAGUCGAAAGUAGUCGUCUUUCCUGUAUUUGUGAGGGGAGGGAAGAGCUUUGCUGAAAUGUCUCUGCAACGAUACGCUCCAAUUCAGCUUCCGCCAGCACAGAAAUCACAUUUGCCACGAGGCGGUUCACAAGGGGGCUCCAUUGUAGACGUUUUAUGCGAUGAUUUGUACAUGGUUAUCCUAUACACUGAUGGAAUUGUGCAUCUGUUACGCCCUCUAUCAAGUACUUUCCAAAGCACAAGCAAGAGCGAAAGGCUUGCCGCCUGGUACGAGGGCCGUGAUACCACAAGUUCUGACCCUGUCAUGUCGCUGUUGGAGCGCGUUUUUCGGUUGUCAUCCAGUAUUACGGAAGAUGAAGCGUCGUCUGCCCUAUCACCAAUGCAACCAAAAAACAAUCACGUGAGUAAUCUAGUAAGGCUAGAUUCGAACUACUUCGCAAUCGGAUACGGAAGAUGCGUAUCGAUUUGGGAUUGGGCCUAUCACAUUGGGCAUGGCCUCGUCGAAACGGAUGGAAGCAUACAUUUCCUUUGUCCAAGUCGCCGUCAGACAAAUAUCAUGAUAGGGUGUGCCUCGGGUAUGCAAGAACUUUCCGUUGCCGAGGCUGAGCAAAGUAUUUCGUUUUCCCUCGGGCUUGCAGUUUCGCGGAAGGGAACCUGUGACUUUAUAGAAACAGAAUUGUACAGAGCGCCCGAUUUCGUGCCGAUGCGUGCACAACCAGUAACUGUAUCAGUUACAAAGCUUGCCGCAGAGGCGGAAGGCAAUGCUUCCCAACUCUUCCGGAAGAAGCUCGAGUCUCUUGACACGCAAGAACUGCAACUCGCGAACCAAGUGCUAAACAGAUUGGAAACGAAUUCUCCAGAAUCUAUCCUCAAGCUUACGAAGCGUUUUACGGUUGCCCACAAGAGAAUAAGGAGAGGAAACCGCGGGAAAAGAAGCAACUUGGGACUAUCUGAGCUGCCGAGUGAACGGCUAGCUGCUGCAACUGUCGCACGUUGUCUGUACGAGAUUCAUCUCGGGAAUCCUGCGUUCGCAGUAAGUCUCAUCGACAUGAUUGGGACAGGGGUAGUGUCCAGCGAAGCCGUGCUUGCUGUACUUGGGACUUCAGACUCUUGGGUUGGCGCUGACGAAGGACAAGCAUUGACUUUACUUUCAAUAGUAGACCCUUUGCUGAAAUCGGACCUGUACGCCAACGCUUUGGAAGCAGUGGUGACACGCGUAGCUGACUUGCCCGAACCUGAUGUUGUUCGGACAGUACAAUAUGCCGUGCGGUCUACUCAAGCUGAGUUCUUGGAGUUUGGUAGUGCGAGCACGAUUCCAGAUUCAGAUGAUGGGAGCCGAAAGGUUGAGAAACUGUCAAGAAUGACAAAGCUGCUACUGAAGUGUGUCUCCAGUGCGGUUGACAGAGGACGAGUGAUUGCUUCUCUGAGACAGAUUCCGAUAUUAGAUGUUAUCGGGAUUUUGAGUCGACUGGACCACAUUCUGAACGGCACAGGGGUCGACAAGAACGCGAAGGAUGACCCCCCAUCCGGGGCGAAGCGUGUUAGCGGUGUCUCCAAACCGUUUGCGCAGUUCAACAGGCAGGAGAUAGCCAGCUACAGAGGCAUAGGCAAUUGGAUGGACAACGAUGAUAAGAGAGGAAGACAUUUGUGCAAGUCAGGCAUAGAAGGUUGCAUUGAAUGGAGCUCGCAUUUGAUAGAUGCGCACUUGGCAACGUUGAUCAUGGACGAGAGUGGAAGAGAAGUAGCGAGUCGCUUGCACAACACAGUACGAAGGCGGAGGAAAGAACUUGAAAGCGUCAGGGGUCUCCACGGGCUAACGACACAUUUACUGGAAGGGAAAGGUGUUCCGAGUCAGACUGACCCGUUGUACAGUAUCAAGACUCUGAACGUGCCUGCUUACGCAUCGCUUCAGUAG